This is a messenger RNA of Ilyonectria robusta, 920 nucleotides long. RefSeq lists its product as uncharacterized. Lineage: Eukaryota; Fungi; Ascomycota; Sordariomycetes; Hypocreales; Nectriaceae. Bases 1 to 513 code for a protein of 170 amino acids. The record is from RefSeq and is a predicted model, not a curated record. The transcript has 2 exons.
AUGGCAGACGAAGCGGCGCAUCCUGUUGAGGCACGUCCGCUCGUGCAACCCGCGGCGAACCAAGCGAGGUUGAGAAGCCCUCUCGGGGCCGAACACGGCCAACCCUCCGAUCCCCACCGUCCCGGCCCGGAGCUGACAAAGCGUCUCGGGUCGGGCGAGACACCCCGCGGCCCACCCGCUCCCCGCGCUCCGGUCUCCGCCGACCGAUCGUGCGGUGCUCUGCUCAUCUCAUCUCUCGCAUCCCCCCCCAUCUUCGCGGAGAAAUACCACAAUCCUCAGAUAUCCGCCGAACCCCUCUCUGCGCGCAUUGCGCCCGCCCUGCGCGCCCUUGCCUCAGCCUUGAUUGAUCCUGCGCCGGACCGCGCCAAUGCCUGCGGACCCCCUCCAAGACGCACAUUAGCCCCAGAGCCCCCCGGCCCUCUUUUCCUCUGCACGCGCGGAGGUGUUCCGGCAACAUGCCACGUGCCAGUGAUGGAGGGGUAUGGGCAUGUCACGUCGUGGGCAUGGUUGUGAUGUGAUGGGGGUGGCAUCGGAGGAUCCUUGCGGGGUUGGGGGCCAUGUGAGAAGCAGGGGAUGUUCGCCUUGUCCUCUUCUUGCUUGCUUAGCUCUGGUACACCAUGUACCUAUGAGAGUCCGUGUCACUACUGUAGGUAUGAGCAUGCCUUGCUUCCUCCUCCUCUUACUCCAGCUCUUCCGCAUCGUGCAUAUACGGGAGAAGGCCAAAGGGGAAGUAAGCCAAACAUGCGUCCGCAUUUGUGCGCGCUCCAUGUCCAUCCAGGCCAACAUUUCUGCCCGUGACGGACCUGUGGCCUUCAGAUCGAGCUUGAUACGUACAUAGCACCUUCUGUCUGAUAGCACGACGCCCUCCCCUAGCUUCGUCUGAUGCCCCUGCGCCGAAACCCACAGUUGACGCAAUUCCC